Juglans regia (Persian walnut) is the source of this 1134-nucleotide messenger RNA. RefSeq names its product NAC domain-containing protein 2-like. Lineage: Eukaryota; Viridiplantae; Streptophyta; Magnoliopsida; Fagales; Juglandaceae. The record is from RefSeq and is a predicted model, not a curated record. Gene Ontology annotation, biological process: regulation of DNA-templated transcription. The transcript is spliced from 3 exons. Gene Ontology annotation, molecular function: DNA binding. The coding region runs from base 1 to 1134 and encodes 377 amino acids.
AUGGAGGAGAAACCCCCCCAUUCAGACAUUCAGCUUCCUCCUGGAUUUAGAUUCCACCCUUCUGAUGAGGAGCUCAUCCAUCACUACUUGAGAAACCAAGUAACUUCAAGCCCAAUCCCAGCUUCUAUCAUAGCUGAAAUAGAUCUGUACAAGUAUAAUCCAUGGGAGCUUCCAAAGAAAGCUUUGUUUGGAGAGGAUGAAUGGUAUUUCUUUACACCAAGAGAAAGGAAGUAUCCAAAUGGAGUGAGACCUAAUAGAGCAGCAGGUUCAGGUUACUGGAAGGCUACAGGGACAGACAAACCCAUACUUACUUCGUGUGGGACAAAGAGUAAUGGUGUCAAGAAAGCACUUGUUUUCUACAAAGGUCGUCCUCCCAAAGGAGUUAAGACAGAUUGGAUCAUGCACGAGUAUAGAUUGCACGAUUCCAUGACUUGGACUGCCAAGCGAAAAGGGUCAAUGAGACUAGAUGAUUGGGUUCUAUGCCGAGUUAGGAAAAAGAGCGGGAUGCUGAGGAACACUAGGGAAGACCAUAGAAAUGGUACUCCAAGUUAUGAACCUGCAACAGAGCCCUACUUUCAACCAGUACUGGAAGAGCCACGCUCUAUGAACAUGAUGAACCCUAAUCUGUUUGCUGCAGUCAGAAAUUAUUUAUACAACGAUUGUCCGAUGCUGCCAUACAUCUUUGCCUCUCAGGAGAUUCCUUCCAAUUCCAUGCAUAAUACAACCUCCUCAAGCUGCAUAAGCUUCCCAAGUACUCGCAGCAUUAAUGGGACAUCCUGCCCUUCCAGUUUCCUUGAAGAUGAUACAAAUAUUGUAAAGGAAUCGCAGUAUUUCGACGUUUCUUCUUCCAGCAACAACUUUCUUAACCCAUUAAAGAGAAUAAUAUCCUUGGAAGCUGGAAAUCAUGAUGAUGAGAUCAGGGGUGGUUUCUUCCCACCAAGCAAGAUAAGCUGCAAUGGGAGUGAUGAUCAUAGCAUAGGAAUUAUGAAAUUCUGUGGAACAGACCAUCUUCAAGAUAAUAAUUUGGAAGCUGACCAAUGGAGUACUUCCCAGCUUGUUCAAUAUCAAGAGUUUGAUAAUCACUUGGUAUUUACACACUGCGAACAGGGUACUAAUGGAGAGAAGGAUAUGUAA